Messenger RNA from Symbiodinium necroappetens, 1369 nucleotides. Lineage: Eukaryota; Dinophyceae; Suessiales; Symbiodiniaceae. The record is from the annotation of a GenBank genome assembly.
AUGCAGAGGCUGAGCAAGAAGCAGGGGCCUUUGCAAAAGAUCUUUCGGUGGCUGUUGUGGCUCCGCCCCUGCAAAGACCCGAGACCUCGGGCCGGGAAGACAAGGCCGGCGAUGCCGCGGAUCUUCAGAUGGCUUGGCCUCUGCCUGCUCUGUGUAAGUGUUGCGCAGGAAGAUUUUCCCGAGGAGGACGGUGUUCUUGUGCUCACUGAGAAAAACUUCCGGGCGGCCUUGGAGAAGUACCACUACAUCCUGGUAGAGUUCUAUGCUCCAUGGUGUGGGCACUGUAAGCAGUUCGCGCCAGAGUAUGCUGAAGCGGCAAAGCAGCUAAAGCAGGCAAGUCAGCCUAUUCCACUUGCGAAGGUAGAUGCAACAGCUGAGCUGAAGUUGGCCGAGGACUACAGCGUCAGAGGUUACCCGACCAUUCGCCUGUUCAUCGCAGGCCGUGACCAGGAGUAUACUGGUGGCCGGACAGCACAGAGUGUUGUGACAUGGGUGCUGAAGAAAGCGGGUCCGCCGGCGAUCGAGCUGGAGACCGUUGAAGCCGCGAUGGCCUUCGAGAAGGAGAACAGGUUGACCACGUUGCUGGACGCACACCAAUCUGAGCUGGAGGUGGCGUUUGCAAGCGCCCCGGGUGCCGCCUCGGCAUCGAAAUCAGCUGCCAGCGUUGGAGGUGAGCGAGGUCGUCUUCCCACCAUCGCAGAGCAGGGUCAAAUUGGAGAACGUGUGGCGCUUGAUGGCUCCCCCGCGGAGGAGGAGCUUAACUUGGAACCAGUUUUCAUGGACAGGCAGAUGAGCCCGACGAGCCAGACGAUCGAAUCGAGCACCAACUCCAUGCAAUGGAGGAUGCAUGCUUCACUGGCAUCAAGCGACGGGUCCUAUCCAGCUGCUGCAGUUGGGGCGGUGCCGACGGAGAAUUCACGCAAUGUUGUGGAUGCAAGCCAAGCAGAGCCUCCGCAGCCCCCCCAAAAUUCUCAGUUUGGAUCCUACGCGGAUUUCUGUGCUGGCAUCCUCGUGAUACUGAGCUCCGUCAGCCAAGUCCUUGAACUGGAGCUUAAGGGGCGUUCUACAGCUGCGGCACUUGGCGUGGAAGGCGGUGCAGACUUCACAGACUACUUACACCUCUUUCGAUAUUCUAACUCCUUCUUUGACAUUGCCUUCCUAAUCGAGUGGGUCAUCCUCGUGGUCGUUUAUCGGAGAAAUCCCUGUAAGUCUGGGGCAAACGCCUUCGACACCUUUCUCAUGGCUGUCGGCUUGGUGGACUUGUAUUUCAACCUUGCCAUAUGGGUCGUGGUCACAGAGCUUGCAGACACAACGCUUACCUGGUAUGUCCUGCAGGCUGUGACGGCUCUGAGAGCAAUCCGCAUGCUGA